Mytilus trossulus (common blue mussel) is the source of this 1223-nucleotide messenger RNA. RefSeq lists its product as uncharacterized. The transcript is spliced from 2 exons. The record is from RefSeq and is a predicted model, not a curated record. NCBI's taxonomy places the organism in Eukaryota, Metazoa, Mollusca, Bivalvia, Mytilida, Mytilidae. Bases 97 to 1098 code for a protein of 333 amino acids.
AAAUCAUUAAACAUAUUGCAUGGCCAAUCACUCAAUAACUUGAUAAGGGAAAACCUGUCUAGUCACACAAUCCAAAGUUAAGAGAGAUAUCAAAACAUGGCAGGAAACAGAGCGCCAUCGGUGAUUACGUAUUUUAACCAUUCUGGCGAAGGGGAUAUCUUAGUACAAAAUGUAUGCGUACCUACAGAUCUUUGCGCUAAAUAUACUUAUUAUUGUUGUCUUAAUUGGAAUAUGGGUGGAGUUGGAGGAGGAUACUGUGGAAUACAAUGUCAUGAGAACGGGAAUUGCUUCAUCUGUUCCUUAUGGGAUCCUCCAGUGGGAACACAAAGGUCGAUAGAAUCAAUUUUCAAGUCGGAGGGAAAUUCGUUUACAGAACGCUUUGGCGGAGAAGGAGAAGGGUUAAAGUAUAUGAACUUUGAACACAGAUGGGAACCAGAUCAAUGGUAUACUUUGGUUGUUCGAAGAUGGGACCAGAAUGGUCACACGCACUUUGGUCUCUGGGUUUAUGAUACACCAAAAUCAAAAUGGAUACGAAUGAUAACUAUGGCUUUUCCAUUACCAGAUAUAUAUUUUACAAGUCCUGUAGCUUGCUUUGUUGAAGAUUGGCAUGGAAAUGGUGAAAAUCAACGUGGAGCAAAGUACAAAGGUACCUUCAAAAGGAGCAAAGAUGGAAGCUGGGAAUGUUUGAAUAAUUGCCAAUAUUUGGUAAACCAAGAAGACGCUUGUAAAAAGUGGAAUAACAAUUUCUGUAUCGAAUCAGUGGACAGUGACCAGCUAAUUAUGCAAACGGGAGGAAAAACAGCACCAAAAUGCGAUGACACUAGAGGUCAAAUGACUUUGGAUACCAACUUAUGUCAGCCAAAAAUACCUCCAAUAAGUUUUCAAGCAGUGAAGGAUACAGAAUCUUCAAUCGAAUGGAAGGUAAACGAAUCCAGCACACCACAAUUUUCUUAUUGCAUCUCCAUCAAUGGGUCUGAGAUCAAAUCAGCUGUAGAUCCAAGUUGUAGGAAAGUUGAGAAUCCACGUUUUCAGGGAAGUACAAUUGAAAUAAAACUUCAGGAUAUUUUAGGACAGGAAGCUUCACAAGUUGUUACAUGAUAGGAUCGUGAAUUAACAAGUAGAAUUCUUUUAACACUACUUUAUACAUUAUGGGAUACAAUCUUAUUAUUUGAUUUUAAUUAUCAGCUCGGCUUUUAUGCAAGCAUCAAUCAUGUUUUAUGAUA